Molecule: messenger RNA, 807 nt
Organism: Penicillium manginii
Lineage: Eukaryota; Fungi; Ascomycota; Eurotiomycetes; Eurotiales; Aspergillaceae
Product: glutathione S-transferase family protein
Exons: 2
Coding region: 1-807 (268 amino acids)
Source: RefSeq, a predicted model, not a curated record
AUGGCACCCUCCGAGCCCGUCCACUUCUUCGAUAUCAUCUCCACCCUACCAGGCUCCUCAAAAUCCUGGUCCCCAAACACUCUCAAAGUACGCGCCGUUCUCAACUUCAAAGGCAUCCCCUACACCCAAUCCUGGAUAUCCUACCCAGACAUCGCCCCUCUUCUCAAAAGCCUCGACGUCGCCCCAAAUGCAACCGGCACCCCAUACACUCUCCCCGCAAUCAUCCACAAAGACUCCAUAACCACCAACCCGCACGGCGCACUAAUGGACUCCCUCCCCAUCGUCCUCCACCUAGAUAAGAUCUUCCCAUCCCCUCCGCUCUUUCCCUCUGGUGACGCAAGCUACGCGCUCCUCGUCGCACUGGGUAAAGUCGUUGGCGCCAUGGGCCCUGCAGUCCGCCAGUUGAUUGUGCCAAAUGUGCCCCAGCAUCUGGACCCACGCGGACAGGAGUACUUCAAUCGAACCCGCGCGGAGACUUUUGGAAAACCGCUAUCAGAAGUUCGGCCCAAGGAUCAGGCCGGGGUAGAUGAGAUUUGGAAGAUUGUUGAGGCGGAGAGCGAGACGCUGGUUAAGAUGUUGAAGGGGCGGGAUGGGAAAAGGGGACCCUUUUUCGAAGGGGAGAAGGCGGGGUAUGCCGACUUGAUGAUCUGUUGUAUAUUUGCUUUCUUUGAGCGCAUGGAUUCUGCUUUCUUUGAGAAGUUGAUGGGUCUCGGUGAUGGGGAGGUGAAGGCUCUUUGGGACGCGUGUAGGCCUUGGCUGGAGGGUCAGGGUGAGGAGAAAGAGUGGCCGAUUCCUGCACAAGAUUGA